UUGAAAUUUUCUUCUACGUUCCAAUUAUGGUUGAAGAAGAAUGUGAUUUAGAGUUCGACUACAGUGACAGUGCUUCAGAGCCAGAUGUCGAUUUGGAAAAUCAAUAUUACCUGGCAAAAUCCAUGUUAAAUGAAGACAUCCAGACGGCGAUAAUUGCUUUUGAGAUGGUGCUGGAAUUGCAAGGAGAAAAAUUGGGAAAGUGGGGCUUCAAAGCUCUUAGUCGGCUGGUAAGGAUUAAUUUCGAGCUGGGAAAGUACGACGAGACUAUGUCCAAGUACAAACAGCUUUUGAUGUACAUUACAAACGCUGUGGAUAAAAACUAUGGCGAGUUUGUUAUUAAUUCGAUUUUGGAUUAUACGUCGGGGGCUAACGAAAAAAUGCUGGAGAGUUUCUACGAUUCCACUUUGAAUGCGUUGAAAACUUCGAAAAACGAAAGAUUGUGGUUUAGAACCAACACAAAAUUGGGGCACCUCCAUUUAAAACGCAACGAAUUUUUCAAACUUAUCGGAAUCAUCAAGGAUUUGAAGAAUAGUCUAAAUAAAAAGGACGAGGUUAUUUCUUCAAGUAGGGGAACGCAACUACUGGAAAUAUAUUCAUUGGAAAUUCAAAUGUACACCGUCCAAAAGAACUACAAAAAACUCAAACAACUGUACGAAGAAUCGCUCAGAGUCCAACACGCCUUGCCUCAUCCCCUAAUAAUGAGUGUAAUUCGAGAAUGCGGAGGCAAAAUGCAUUUGAGAGAGGCUCAAUUCCAAAAGGCAUACACUGACUUUUUCGUGGCUUUUAAGCACUAUGACGAGGCGGGCAAUGCUAGAAGACUCAGCUGUCUCAAGUACCUGAUUUUGACCAGCAUGCUUAUGAAGAGCGACAUCAAUCCAUUUGAUUCCCAAGAAGCCAAGCCCUACGGUAACGAUCCAGAAAUUAGAGCAAUGGCAACUUUAAUUGAUGCUUUCCAAAAUAACCGAAUGCACGAAUUUAUGCAGAUUUUUGAGGCAAACAAGGAAACCUUAAUCGCCGACCCAUUUAUAGCGGAGCAUUUAGAGCGGUUGCUCAAUGUGGUUAGAGGCAACGCCAUUCUACAACUGAUAAAACCUUAUAGAACUAUCAAAAUUUCGUUUAUAAGCCAAGAGUUGAGCAUGGCAGAGAAAGAUGUGGAAAAUUUGUUGUCCUACUACAUCCUGGACGGACAAAUUGCUGGCAAGAUCGACCAGAUGAACAUGACGGUGGAAAUUCGCGAAGUUAAAGACGUGGGUCGGUAUGUUGCCUACGAUAAAUUGCUCGAGAGUUUGUUUUGUGUAUUUGAAGCUAUUGAAACUAAAAUUGACUAGUAAUUUAUUAUUUGUAUUUCAUAUUCUCAUUCCCUUAUGUAUUAAGUUUCUAUAAUAUAUAAAUUAGUUUGACUGUAUAAGUA
This is a messenger RNA of Ceutorhynchus assimilis (cabbage seed weevil), 1411 nucleotides long. NCBI's taxonomy places the organism in Eukaryota, Metazoa, Arthropoda, Insecta, Coleoptera, Curculionidae. The record is from the annotation of a GenBank genome assembly.